Colletotrichum aenigma is the source of this 1182-nucleotide messenger RNA. It is a transcript of the gene ANT1-1, whose product is annotated as Peroxisomal adenine nucleotide transporter 1. The record is from RefSeq and is a predicted model, not a curated record. Gene Ontology annotation, cellular component: ribosome. Gene Ontology annotation, biological process: transmembrane transport; translation. The transcript is spliced from 7 exons. Gene Ontology annotation, molecular function: structural constituent of ribosome. NCBI's taxonomy places the organism in Eukaryota, Fungi, Ascomycota, Sordariomycetes, Glomerellales, Glomerellaceae. Bases 1 to 1182 code for a protein of 393 amino acids.
AUGAGUGCUCAAUCCAAGCCGGCGAAUCUAUCACCAUGGGGCAAAGCUGUCGCUGGCGCCACCGGUGCCGUAUUGGCCAAUACGUUGGUGUAUCCUCUUGACAUCGUCAAGACGCGCCUGCAGGUCCAAGUCAAGUCGCAAUCAACCACAACCAAGUCCGAGUCGAACGAGCCCACUGAGCCGCAUUACUCUUCUACUUGGGACGCUCUCAGCAAGAUCGUUACGGAUGACGGUGUUAAGGGCCUUUACUCGGGUAUGGCUGGCUCCCUUCUCGGUGUCGCUUCGACAAACUUUGCCUACUUUUACUGGUAUUCUGUUGUCCGCACACUCUACCUGCGCUCUGCCAAGACAUCUGCACCACCUUCAACGUUGGUUGAGCUGAGUCUCGGCGCGGUCGCUGGCGCUGUCGCUCAGCUUUGCACAAUACCUGUUGCUGUUAUUACCACUCGCCAGCAGACCCAGCGCAAGACCGAACGCAAGGGCUUUGUCGAUACGGCUCGGGAAGUCGUAGAGGGAGAAGAUGGCGUAUUUGGACUGUGGAGGGGGUUGAAGGCGAGUUUGGUACUGGUCGUCAACCCUGCUAUUACGUACGGUGCCUACGAGAGACUCAAGGAAUCCUUCUUCCCGGGCAAAACCAACUUGAAACCAUGGGAAGCCUUCCUCUUGGGAGCCGCGUCGAAAGCGCUGGCCACCAUCACCACGCAACCUUUGAUUGUUGCCAAAGUUGGUCUGCAGUCAAGGCCCCCUCCCGAGAGAAACGGCAAGCCUUUCGGUAGUUUUGUGGAGGUGAUGAAGUUCAUUGUCGAGCGCGAAGGUGUCCUGGGUCUUUUCAAGGGCAUUGGCCCUCAAAUCCUCAAGGGCUUCCUCGUGCAAGGCAUCCUCAUGAUGACCAAGGAGCGCAUGGAACUUUUAUUUGUUCUUUUCUUCCGUUAUCUCAAGAACCUGCGAGCCAAGCAGCUGCAGAAAAUUGCGCAGACUGCUGGAGCGGCUGAGUCCAAGAACUCCUCGCAGCACAACCAGUCGCGCAAGGCGCACCGCAACGGCAUCAAGAAGCCCAAGACCUCGAGAUACCCGUCGCUGAAGGGCACCGAUCCCAAGUUCCGCCGCAACCAUCGUCAUGCUCUGCACGGCACCAUGAAGGCCCUCAAGGAGCUUAAGGAGGGCAAGCGCGAGACGGCAUAA